GAAGAUAACAACAAUGAAGGACCUAAUGAGUGAAACUGAGAAAAUGGGAGACCCAAACAGAUUCCCUGAGGACAUUGAAAGCUUGGUAGACCAAAGGGAAUUGUUUAAAAUUCAUCUCAAGAAAAGGGCUGAAGAAAGUUUCUAUAGAGGCACACUAUCGUUGGGAGUGAGUGGUUCUUCUGGAACGGAGUGUGAUAAUUCUACAGCAAGAAAGGGAAAAGGAGUUGUUGUUCAAGUCAAGGAUGUGGGACCAAUCGAGGUGAUAGAUUCCCCACUGCCAAGUACACAAAGAGAUGUUGUUCUAGAACAAACGACCAAAUUAAGAGGAACCUGAUCGACGAGUUUUCUGCCAUUGGAGUUGGAAAAAUGCUAAAGAUAAAAAUCAAAGAAGAGCCACUUUGAUUCAGUUGAUGACUUUGAUUCUUUAAGACAAUUUGUUUGAAUGCUAUGUUUUGUCUCUUUAUCUUUUCGGUCCACAAACUACUAAGUGGCUAAAU
Molecule: messenger RNA, 497 nt
Organism: Cuscuta epithymum
Lineage: Eukaryota; Viridiplantae; Streptophyta; Magnoliopsida; Solanales; Convolvulaceae
Source: the annotation of a GenBank genome assembly